AGCAGCUCCAGAUAGAAUAGUGUGUCUUGCUGGCACUGCAAGCAACCCCAGGAAGGUCAGGAGAUGGAUAUUAGAGACUGGCAGCCAGAACAUGGCAUCCUGACGUUGCCAAGUUUCUGAUCGAGAGAAAUGCUGACGUGAACAAGGCUGAUAACUAUGGUGUAACCCCACUGCACGUGGCUGCGGCAGUAAAUUAUCCUGAAAUGGUUGAUUAUCUUCUGGACUGUAAUGCGGACAUUGAAGCAAAAACGUCUGGAAUGAUGCAGACACCAGUUCACUAUGCAGCUAAGUAUGAUGCUGCUAAUGCCCUGCACUGCCUGUUGAAACAUGAUGCGAACAUGAAAGCGCGAGAUUAUAAACAGCGAACCCCUUUGCAGCUGGCAACAGAGCUUGAUCGAUCUGAGUCAGCUCGAUUGCUAUUGCAGUGCCACGCAGAUGCAGGAGUUCAUGAUAAUACAGGACAAUUAUGUCUUACAUUGAUGGCAGCAAACAUGCCUCAACUUGCAUAUACGGCUUUGGAUCAAUUCAUCUUUAAGGACAGAGCUAACCGAAAACAGUACUUCAUGCUGAAUCUUCUAAUACCCCAACCUUCUGAAACAGCUAAUAGUCGUGCCAAGUCAUUGCUUGAAGUGAUUGCUGAAUAUCGACAGCUGGACCUCAUCAUGCAUCCUGUUGUGCAGAAAUUAAUUCAAAUUAAAUGGAAACGCUUUGGGAGGAGAGGAGUCACAAUCAUGUUGGGGCUAAAUAUCCUCUUCAUUUUGUCUUGGACUAUCCUUGGACUUACUUCCUCUCUGUCAUAUUCUGAAAAAUUGAAGUAUGUUCUACCUCGUGAUUGGUGGAAAAUUCUUCUUGCUGUCAUAGCAAUUGGACUUACUGGCUAUCAGCUUGUAGAAGAAUUUAUUGAAAUCCAUUCUUCAAACGUGAAGUUUAGUUUCUGGAAGGAUUGGAAAAGCAAGGAAAUAAUGAAGGACCUCAACCUGUGUCACCCAAGAUGGCCAGAGGAGGAGUCAUAUCUAAAGAAACAGCUGGCUGGACUGGACGAAUUGCAUCCCCACUAUUUUAGAGAUUUUUGGAAUUUGUUUGACUGGAUGGUUUAUCUGCUGCUGUUUGCUCUAAUAGCAACUCAUGUUGUUGAUCUGGUAACACAAAGCGAGUUCAUUCAUGUUGCACAUAUUCGACUAUUUGCUGUGACUAUUAUAUUCCUUUGGCUUCGGCUCAUGAAGCAUGUUCGAGCUAUCAGAGCUCUGGGACCUUUCAUUGUAAUGCUUGGGAAAAUUAUCGUUGACCUCUUGAAGUUCCUCUUUCUCUACGGAGAGUUUUACAUUCCUUUUGCUUGUGCAUUUUGGAUAAUAUUUGGUGGGCUAGUAUCAAACAUGACAACUUUGCCCCAGAUGAUGUUUACUGUCUUUCGUAUUACAUUGGUUGAUGAUUAUCGGUUUGAUGACAUGUAUGUCCAGGAUCCAGUCAUGGCAUAUUUUCUCUGUGGAAUGUUUCUUGGGGUCUCAAGCAUUCUCUGCAUCAAUCUUCUAAUUGCACUGCUAUCUGACACGUUCCAAAGGGUGUACGACAAUGCAAAUGCAAAUGCAGCCAUGCAACAGGCUAGCAUGGUACUGUACGUUGAAGAUCAUCUCGGUCAGAAAAGAAAGAAUACAUUCAAAGAAUAUAUUCAUAACUCAUGUGCACCUUUAGAAAUAUUUUUUGAUGAUGACCUGACAAUGGACCAAGAAGAUGAUCUCAAAAAAGUAACCAUUCAAAUAAAGGAAGAUAUAGAUAAUCUCACAAAGUUAUUACAAAUGGAAGAAUGGGAGAAAGCUGAAUAUGAGCAGAGUCCUAGAAGCAGACUUUCUAGAAGGUUUUGGGGCACCAGCCAAAGCCAAAGUCAAGAUGAAGAUUCAGAAGAUGGCACAACAUUAAAUAUAGCAAUGCACGAAGAGAUUUCAAACUUGCAGUUGAAGGUUUCAGCCCUUUAUCAACAACAGGAAAAUGCUACUGAAAAAUUCACCAGUGAAUUACAGAGAACGCAAGAUUUGCUUAAUGAAAUUCUAAAGCACAUUGGAGCUGGAACCAGUGGCACUCAUUCAUCUCAUAAAACACAAGGGGAUAUCCAGGAUCCCAGUCACAAAUGAUUCCUUGGCAAGUAAGCAAUUAAUUCAUCAUGGUGAUGAGAACUGAGAGGUUCUAUUUGAAAAGGAAUCUGAUCAAGAAGUCUGGUUUAAAAAAUGCUGCUAAAGAAACAUCAACACAAAUCAUUCUGUAGAAACAUCUGAUUGUGCAAGAUAUAUGCAAACUGUGUACUUAAGAAUAAAAGAUUAAUACUUUAAAGAUUUACUAAUUACAGCAUCACAUGUUAUUGCACUAUGCUUUCACCAUGGCCCUUUCAAUUUUAGAAACAUUUUUGAUUUAAGAUGCAAUGCUUUGAUUUAGUUUAAGCUAUGGAACUUUACUAACACAUUACACCAAAAUUUUUAGUAAAGUAUUCUUGCAAGGCAGUUGCAAAUACAGUUUCCAAAGAGAUUGGAGAUAAUGUUUGGCUUGGUGUGAUAAUAUAAAAUAGAUAAUAACAAAUGACCAGCCCACUUUAUAUCUCUCCCAAUUUUUGUUGCCAAUGACUUCAAGAUAUGAGAUAUUUGGAGUUUCUUGCAAAAACUACAAUUCUAAUGUGUAUUUUCAAAGAUACUAAGACACCAAUGCAUCUUUAAUAAGGAAAUGCUGAAUCCAAAAGAUUUAAAUGUAAAUAAAUGUUAAAUGCAAUGCUUUCAAAUCAAAGGACAUUCCAAUCUGUUCUCUAGUCAAUCCCCACUCAACUAUAUUCUCAAUUAAAAGGUUCAUGUUCUGCUGUUACCAAUGAUUUCUGGCCAUUGAGUGUAGUGGGCUAUUUUUUGGUAAGAGUAAAAUAAAUUUGAUUAGCUGAGUUUUGUUGAACUUGAGAGUUAUUACUCAGAGACCUAUGCAUUUAAUUACAUUCCUGGAAGACAUUUAAUAACAAAUGUCUGACAUUUCUUCCUCAGAUAAAAUUAUCCCAGAACGGAACUAUCUUUUGAUUUUCUGCACAAAUGAAGUAGUAAAUGUUCAUAAGUAGCAUUUAGAGUGAAAUUUUGAUUUGCGUAUAAUAUCUGUCUGACUACAAGUACAGAAAUCUCCAAGACAAUGUUUAUGAUGGGAUAUCACUAUCAUGGUUGAA
Chiloscyllium plagiosum (whitespotted bambooshark) is the source of this 3181-nucleotide messenger RNA. NCBI's taxonomy places the organism in Eukaryota, Metazoa, Chordata, Chondrichthyes, Orectolobiformes, Hemiscylliidae. The record is from RefSeq and is a predicted model, not a curated record.